UUACAGAUUCAUCCUGAACAGCAGAGGUCGCUGUUUCCUCUUUAUGCCUCGCGUUCACUAAACGGAAGCGUUUUCCACAGAUUUCCUAAAAAAUUGUUGUUUACAUGCUCCCAUCCUCUCUCGUGUUUUAGUGGCUUUGGGAGCCUAAUCUGCGGCAGAAUGAGCGCCAUUCAGCUGCUGCGGAUGUCGGUGCAUCAGCGGAUCAGCGCCGCCGCUGAGGACGUCCUACAGCAGCUGGAAAACGGGGAGAAAGCGGUCAGACUCCGGACGCAGAGAGCAGUGAUAACCGCGCGGCUAACAGCUACCGCGGAGGAAAUCUUCGGACUGUUUAAGGAAACUUUAGCGGGGUACGAAGAGAGACUGCGGCAGUCCGAGCAGGAGAUAUGCCUCCAGAGAAAGCAGCUGGAUGCUCUGCUGAAACCUGAAGUCAGACUGCAAAGAUCGGAGCAAAUGGAGGCUUUUAAAGCCGCAGGAUCCGCUGCGGCCAGCGCUUACUCAUCCAGUUCCGGUCAACUUCACAAUAAAAGCCCUGCAGAUCAGAGUGAAGAGGAAGUUGAAGACACAGGCCUUCUGAAGAUAGUGACCCUGGACGACUGUAGCCUGCCAGCCCAGUUCGACUCAGCGGACCUGAAUCCGCUCGAUUCUGAGAACGUCAGCGAUGCUUCCUGCCCGUCAUCGCCAAUCUCCUCUUCUCCAUCCUACCACCUGGAGGCCUCUACGUGCACCGACGACGACGACGACUGGACGGAGAGUCAGUCUCUCAGGUCAGAGGGCAAAAGGAAAAAGAAGAGAGGUCGACCUUUCAGAUCCGUCGAGAAAGUGGAAGGAAGUCCGCCUCUCGGAUCUGCUGGGAAGAAGAAACGAGGACGACCUCUUGGAUCUUUGGGCAAAAAGAAGAGAGAACUUCUUGGUCUUGAACCUUUAGUCAUUGUGAAAAAGCGAAAGCGCAGUCCUCCUACAGAGCAUUUCAGCUGCCAUGUCUGCGGACGCCUCUGUCCGGGGAAAGGCUUCCUGCUGCAGCACGCGCUGCGUGUCUGCGGCAGCAAUCCAGACCAGCGCUGUGGCUUCUGCGGCGAGCUUUCAGACUCUGCUGAUGGUCUGAUGGCUCACCUGCAGGCUCACCAGCAGAACACAAAAAAGUGCUCCAUCUGCAAGAAGACGUUCACCUCCAUCAGGGCUCAGGAGCUGCACUUCCGCAUCCACACCGGGGAGAAGCCGCAUGAAUGCCCCGAAUGCGGCAGAAUGUUCCGGCAGAAAAGCAACCUGAUGUCUCACAUGCUGGUUCACGCGGCAGAGAAACCGUUCAAAUGUAAAGAGUGCCCACGCGCCUUCUGCCACAUGACGUCGCUGGAGCGCCACAUGGAGGAGCACAACAACGCGCUCAUCCUCUCCUGCAGCAUCUGCAGUCAGGAGUUCAGCAAGCGGAAGGACCUGCGGAAACACAUGGCGACCAAUCACGAGGACAGCGUCCCUAAAGCGAGUAAAAACCGCACAUCUGUGUUGACCAACUGCAAGGUGUGUGGGGAAGCUUUUGACCGGAAGAUCCUGCUAGUCAGGCAUGCUGGGACUCACGCGCGGGAGCCCAACUGCUGCUGCGGUGUUUGUGGGAAUCUGUGCGACUCCAUCGACAGCCUCAACGCUCAUCUGCGCUUCCACCGGGUCGCCGCCAGGACCUGCGAAACCUGCGGGAAAUCCUUCCCCGGCCGAUCGGCGCUGCUGAUGCACCUGAGGAUUCAUACCGGGGAGAAACCCUUCAGUUGCAGCUUCUGCGACAAGGCCUUCAACCAGAUCGGCAACCUGAAGAUGCACCUGAAGAUCCACACGGGCGAGCGCGCUUUCUCCUGCAGCAUUUGCGGGAAGGGCUUCACCCAGAAGAACAGCCUGGACACACACGUCCGCUUCCACAACAAGGAGAGGCGCUUCCUGUGCCAGGUGUGCGGGAAGGGCUUCAUGCAGGACGUGGACCUGAAGAGGCACAUCCUGGUCCACACCGGGGAGAAGCCGUACGAGUGCAGGGUCUGCGGGAAGAGCUUCCAGGCCAGGCGCUCACUCAACGGUCACCUCAAGGUUCAUGAAGCCGGCGGGAUGGCGGGCGUCACCGAGGACCAGAGGAUGGACAGCUUCUUCUCUGGACCCUUCCAGCUGUAGGUCAGAAACUAAAAAUAGGGCUGAGCACAGCGGCUUAAAAAUUAAAUCUCUGAUAUGAUCAAACCCAAUCUGAUUUCUAAUUUUAUUCAACGUUUUUCUCUAAAAACCGAAUUACAGAUAUCAGAAAACAUUUUCAAAAAAGUCGCCUUUUCUUUGAUUAUACCUUUUGUGAGUUUUACAAAGGAGAAUUAGGGCCAGGCUGCCAGAAUUUUAGCUUAGUUACAAGAAGGUGCAGUUUUACUAGACAAAACAUCUAAAUAUUACGAGAAAAGCGUGAUUUUAAUUUGAUAAAGUUAUCAAGAUUUGUUGUGGUUCUUUUUCCAAAAUGGACUGAGUUGUUUGCUCAUCAUUUCAAAGUCCUGUUACUGAUUAAAAAAUUUAGUAUUACUAUUAAAUAUUAUCUGUAAAGCGUAUUCUAAAGAAUAAUUUUACUAGAUGCUCAGCAUUUCUCAUUUAAUUUUAAACUUUUUUUUUCAUGUUGGAGUUCUCAUCAAGUUACGACUUUAUUCUCGUGAUUCAAAAACCAGUCUCAGCCUGACCCUAACACUGUUGUAGAGUUGACCUGAAUUCAAAGUCCAAAUAAAUAAAACAAGAUGGCCGCCCUGGGCAGGCUGACAUCACUCUGAACUAUGGAAACUCACAGAGUGGAUUGAUGGAAAAAAUCCAGAUUUUCCAAAAAACUUUACACCAGUUUUAUCUUGCUGUUAUUCUUAUUCUUAUUCUUUUUUUGUUUAACUAUAAACUUAUAAAAGCAGGAAAAAUGCUAGAUUCUUAAAAACAGUUUUCAGGAAAACUUUCCAGCAGGAAAGGGAGGAAUCAGCAGAUAAUCCCCCUAAAAGAGACAAUAGAAAUAAAAGCAAGAUUUUUAAAAUAAUUUGUAAUUUUGUUUUAAUGAAAAGAAAGGUGAAAAAAUAUUAAAAUUGGAAAUUGGAAUUGGUAUAAUUUUUUAAAAUGAUUUUUAAGUCAGUCUUUUUGCUGCUGCACACAAUGAAGAGCUGCAGCAGAAAUUAAAAUCCUUCACUAAACAUGAAGCAAAAGGAGUUUUUCAACUCGGUACUGAAACUGAGCUGAUAAAUAAUAAUCAAUAAUUUGUUGAAUCAGAUUUUUUUUAGUGUAAACAUGGAAUAAAUUGAUCAAACCCUGAAGUGGAAAAAUAAUUCAAAAAGCAAACAAAACCCAUUUCACUGUCAGUUUAAUAAUUUAAACCAUUAUUUGAAUUUAGCGUUAGCAUCUCAGCAUUCCUGUAACUGUUACUUUACUUUCACCGUAACGAUAAACUGACUGAAACAAGGUUGAGAGAAUAACGAAAUGGAGGCAGGAUGCAGAAGUUAGAAAAGUUAAACAUUUUCUAAAGAUUUUAUGUUUGCUAUUAGUGAAAAUAUUUGAUUGCAAAGUCAAAAUAAACUGAUAAGCAUUGAGUUAAGUACAUUUAUUCUGCCAAAUUAUAAUUUAUUGGGAUUAUACGGGACUACAAAUUGGUGGAGGGAUAAAUUAACCCUGAGAAGACAUUAGGACAUCUGUUAAAUCUCAAGGUAAUAAAUGAGGUUCAUAUAGUCGGACCAUCUCAGUGCAGCUCACAGUUGGAUCUCUUGGAUAUAAAAACCAGAAUCAGUAACUGGUGUGAAAGUAAAACUGUUCUCUGGUUUGUUCAGUUUUUUUUUUUUUUUUUUUUUUUUACUUUAAUGUAAAACCAGUUUGGAGCAUCAAGAGCUUCCAGUAGAAGCUGCAAGCAUAAGACUGAUUUUAUUAAUCUUCUGUUUGACAUUUUGUCCCACAGUUGAUGCAUUUUUUUUACAAUUUCAGACAAUAUGUAAAUAUUUCUGUUUUAUUUAGUCAAAUGUUUCGAUUUGGUGAUUUUGUUCAUCUCUCCUAAUUAUAAUUGCCUUAAGUUUUAGGCUGGAAUUGGAUGAAUUGGAUCUCUGGUGCUCAUUAUUAUAUCUACACUGUAAAAACAAACUCUUACUAAGUAUUUUUGGUCUAGUUUCUAGUAAAAAAUAUCUUGCUACAUUUGAAAUAACUAAAUUACAAAUAAUUUUUCAGCAAGAUAAAGGAAUGUGUUUUAAGUAAAUAAUUCCUUAAUUUCGUGAAAAAGUAGUUAUUAUUUCACUUAAUACAAGACAUUUUUUCAUGUUAGAAGUGAAAUAAACUCCCAGUGUAAUUUGUAUGUUUUAAUUAAUACUAAAUAACUAUUAACUUAAGAUCUUAUAUCUUGCUGAAAAGUUACCUAUAAAUUAGUUUUGUCAUAUUUAAAGUGUUCAAAUAUUUUCACUAGAAACUAAACCAAAAAUACUUGGUAAGAUUUUGUGUUUUUACAGUGUAUAAGCUGAAACAAGUUAAAAACUGACUAGAUUUUAAUUUCUACUUAAAUAAAUCGUUUUCUUUUCUAAAUAAUCAAAAUACUGAGCAUUGAUCUUAAUCUGUGAUGCAGCUUUUGCUUCUUGUUUCUUUUACUUUAAAUAAUAUUAUGAAGGUUUUAUAAUAGAAGCAGUUGAAUGUGUUUGUUUUUCAUUUAUUGGCAUGCAGUCUCUGUUUUUUCUAAAGACUCAAUGCUGAAGGAUUCUUCAUGAAUUCAGCAGAAAGUUCCUCUGAACCUGGUUUAACCAAAAACCGACAUUUAAAGCCGUCACAGGUCGUGUGAUAUGUUGAUUGUUAAAGUUUUUUUAUAUGUUGUUGGACAUUAAAAGCGACUCUGGGCCCAUUUUGAGCCUCAUCACCCUGACCGGUGAUCAAACAGUAGGAAACUCAAAAAUCCUGUCUUGUUUUCAACCAGUGAAUGCAUCUAAAUGCUACCAGGUUCUGGUAGCAACACUCUUCAGUGUGGAAAAUGUUACUGAGUGAGGAAAACUGUUUGGUUAGGAUGUUUUUCCUUAAUAAACGUUCGUCAAUCAUUUG
Gambusia affinis (western mosquitofish) is the source of this 5040-nucleotide messenger RNA. Its product is annotated as zinc finger protein 879-like. Bases 160 to 2148 code for a protein of 662 amino acids. The record is from RefSeq and is a predicted model, not a curated record. NCBI's taxonomy places the organism in Eukaryota, Metazoa, Chordata, Actinopteri, Cyprinodontiformes, Poeciliidae. The transcript is spliced from 2 exons.